CUCGGUCGAGUCUCAUCGCGAGCUCCUCCGCGCAGACUCGCUGUAUCCUCCCGAGUCCCGAGAGCCGAGCCAAGCCAAGCCGAGCCGAGCAUCCGUGCGCUCACACGGACACAUGCAGACCGCAGCCCGCGGAGCAGCCGCGGUUCGUGGGUGAUUCUUCCCUGUUCCCUGAGUCCGCUCCGUGGACGUGAAGUGACCGCAGCUCAGCGCGCGCUCUCCUCUCAUCUUCUCCGCUUCAUCCGCUGCCUCAGUCAGACACAAAAUGGCGGACAUGAUCGAGCUGGGACCCGCCUACGCCAUGUCCCCGGUGCUGGCGGGUUUCCUGGGAGCUGGGGUCCUGGUUUUGGUCGUGGUGGUUCUGGUUCUGCUCUGGUCCUUCUGUCAGCGGCGUUACCUGCGCAUCUCUGGACGCUACAAGUUGCAUGGUGACCGUUACUGCGACGCUGAAGACCCACCCUACAAGUUCAUCCACAUGCUGAAGGGCAUCAGCAUUUACCCAGAAUCCCUCAGCAGCAGCAAGAGAAUCGUACGUGGUAUUCGACGUGCUGACCGCUCCGACCGUGAUGGAGAGCGAGGCUGCGGCGCCACUGGAGGCGGGCGGGGCAUGGUGCUGGUGGACGCUGAGAACAACAUUCUGGAUGUACCGGGGCAGCUGCAGAUGAGUCACCUGGUUCCCCCCGCCGGCCCCGGCACCACCAUCGGCCAGGCACGGCUGGAGCGGGCCCUGCCAGUCCGUGCUGACUACUGCUGCCUGGACAGCAGCUCGGCCAGCAGCAGCCAGACCAGCAGCAAGACGGCGUCCCCCUUCACCCCGGCGUCCUCCGAGCCGGAACCGGAGCCCAGUCUGGGCACCAUCAGCCUCACCGUUGACUACAACUUCCCUAAGAAGGCCCUGGUGGUGACUAUCGUUGGGGCGCGGGGCCUCCCUGCCAUGGAUGAGCAGGCGGGCAGCUCUGACCCAUAUGUCAAAAUGACCAUCCUGCCAGAGAAGAAGCACCGGGUCAAGACCCGCGUGCUGAGGAAGACCCUGGACCCGCUGUUUGACGAGACCUUCACCUUCUACGGCGUGGCCUACAGCUCGCUGCCCGAGCUCACCCUGCACUUCCUUGUUCUCAGCUUCGACCGCUUUGCCCGCGAUGAUGUCAUCGGUGAAGCGGUGGUGCCGCUGAAGGGCGUAGACCCGAGCACGGGCCGAGUCCACCUGAGUCAGCAGAUCACUAAGAGGAACAUGCAGUGUGAGAGUCGUGGGGAGCUACUGGCGUCUCUGUCCUACCAGCCCGUGUCUCAUCGUCUCAGCGUUGUCGUGCUGAAGGCACGACACCUUCCCAAGAUGGACAUGACUGGCCUGUCGGCGAACCCAUACGUGAAGGUGAAUGUCUUCUAUGGACGUAAGCGUAUUGCCAAGAAGAAGACUCAUGUGAAGAAGUGCACGCUGAACCCGGUCUUUAACGAGUCCUUCAUCUACGACAUCCCCCCGGAACUUCUGCCCGAGAUCUCCAUGGAGUUCCUGGUGGUGGACUUCGACCGCACCACCAAGAACGAGGUGCUGGGCCGCCUGCUGCUCGGCCUCCACAGCCCUGCCCCCUCUGGCGCCUCCCACUGGAGGGAGGUGUGUGAAAACCCCCGCCGCCAGAUCUCCAAAUGGCACAACCUGAGCGAGUACUGAGCGAGCGGAGCCUCUGCCACGGAACGCCACGACAACAUACAGACUCUGUACAGCACACAAACACGCACACACACACACACACACACACACACACACACACACACA
This is a messenger RNA of Solea senegalensis (Senegalese sole), 1771 nucleotides long. RefSeq names its product synaptotagmin XIa (gene syt11a). The transcript is spliced from 5 exons. NCBI's taxonomy places the organism in Eukaryota, Metazoa, Chordata, Actinopteri, Pleuronectiformes, Soleidae. Gene Ontology annotation, biological process: regulation of calcium ion-dependent exocytosis; cellular response to calcium ion; regulation of dopamine secretion. Gene Ontology annotation, cellular component: membrane; synapse; axon. The record is from RefSeq and is a predicted model, not a curated record. The coding region runs from base 263 to 1666 and encodes 467 amino acids. Gene Ontology annotation, molecular function: clathrin binding; calcium-dependent phospholipid binding; calcium ion binding.